AGUGAGUGGUUGCUUCAUCAAUUCGUACGACUUGUUCUAUCUGACGAUGUUCCUUGCGUAUUCCUCGUGAAAUCGGGAUCAAUUGCGACCGAAAGAAUUGGACGCGUGCUCACAACGCCCUCAAUAGGAGUAGUGUGACGGGAUGCUGCCAUUAUCAUGGCUUUUGGUUAUCUGCAUGACCACACAAAAAAGCAUACCUCAGUAUAAGAUAUGCAAUACCAGACUGCAGUUGCUAUUGUGAGGUGGUGAUGGCUUGCGCAGCCCCGGAGUGAAGUGAAAGUGAAAGAGGCUUGGCUGUCAACAGGAAGUCGCAACGGACCGCUCCUUCGCCGCCUCCUCACACUCACACACUUUUCACGGCCUCACAUAAUGGCAACAACGAACUGCGAUACGGCAGUUCUCGCUAACGCCGGAGACAGUCACACUUCCGACCCCUCAACAGUACCUGCUGACGACGCGACGACCUCUACGGGUUUCAAGCUCAAGAUGACCGAUCUUGGGCUCGAAGUUAUCACAAUCGACCGGCAUUACGAUCUGACGCUCAUUGUUAGGAAUCCGGACCACACGGAUGGUCAGAAGGCCUUCCAGAUCAGCCGCAGCGCUAUGUGCCAUGUCAACGAUAUCUGGACAAAUAUGCUCACAGGUAAAUGGGCGGAGAGCAAACAAUCAAAUGUUGAACUGCCGGACGACUCGUGGAAAGCGUUGCUUCUCGUCUUACACAUGGCGCACUCGCAAUUUGCUCAGCUGCCAGACGAACUGAGUGUAGAGGAGCUUUGGGCGCUGGCAGUCUUGACGGACAAGUACAACCUCGCAGAGAUAGUGCGUGUCAUAUUGGAGCUCAAGAAGUGGCUGGUGCCUUACAAGACGGAGUGGACGAAGUGGCCCUUGCACCCCCAGAUCCAGGAGCUCGCUGAGAUUACUAUGGUGUUUGGCCUCGACGAGGAUUACGAGUAUCUGGUUGACAGAUUGGCGAUUGAAGUCGAACUCGUCCAGGACGGCGAUACGGUGUGCAGAAAAUACGGUCCGAAAGACAAGGAAGUGCAGCUACGGCCAAGUUUGCCCGAUUGUAUCCUGAGUAAGUCAAGCACUGUGACAGCCUUGCCGCAUGAUCAGGCGCUAAUAGAACGUAUAGCCAGGAUUGUAAACGCACGUGACUCGAUCUUGCCUGACUGGCUCGCAAGGAUCGAUUAUGCGGUGGGAAUGGCUAUCACGGGAUAUUCAGAUCCCCAACUGUCAUUAUGUGCGAAUAAGCUGUGCAUAGCGACAAGAUCUGGAGUCCUAUUGAGAGGCCUCAGUGCUGCGGGUAUUUGUCCAAGGUUCGCGACUAUCGAUAUCAUGGACAAGAGCGUUGCGUUUUACUGGAAGGGAUUAAACAACAUCGGUGCUAGGUUCAAGCCGUACAGUACCUGCGACAAGACUUUCGGGUACGGGCGAGGGGCCCACCACUCUAGCUGCAGCUUCGAACAAUGCUUCGGCGACUUCGGUAUCCUCGGUCAGGCGAAGAUACACUGAGAAAGGUGUUGCAUGUGGAAAUCUCCGCCCACCUACAAAAUGUAAGCUGCAGACGUCGCACUGGUAUCGACUUCACUGACAUCGAUGGAAUGACUACCUUCAGGCACUGGCAUAGCAGAAAUAUUGCAAGCCGGUCAACGGAGCACAGCUCACGCUGCAACAGGAAAACGGACGCUGCAGCGCUGCGAGGAUACACCAUCUCAAAGGCUGCGUUCCACCCAAAAGGAAUACUCUUUGCUCUGCAUCUCUUUUCAGACUCCCGCAUCACCAAGGGUCUCUUCC
This is a messenger RNA of Didymella exigua CBS 183.55, 1794 nucleotides long. RefSeq lists its product as uncharacterized. The transcript has a single exon. NCBI's taxonomy places the organism in Eukaryota, Fungi, Ascomycota, Dothideomycetes, Pleosporales, Didymellaceae. The coding region runs from base 370 to 1512 and encodes 380 amino acids. The record is from RefSeq and is a predicted model, not a curated record.